AUGGAGGUGGAGGACAUUGUAAAGGAGGACAUUGUAAACAUACAUGCGGACAGCGAUGACUAUGUCACUGAAGUGGUGGACGUCACAGGUGGCAGUGAUGAUGAAGAUUUGGUGGAAGUCAAGGCAGGUGCUCCACCAAGAUAUUUUCACGGUUACCAGAGGGGCCGUGAGCUUGGCAGAGGUGCAUCUGGCCAAGUUUUUGUUUGCCACAAGAAGGGCGCAGAGGGUGGAGGUUUUGCCGUUAAAGCGGUGAAUCUGCGGCGGCUGCAUUUUCAGCCUAAUGCAGAGCGCGAGGAGAAGAAACUCAGCCGAGAAGUUGAGAUUCUGAAGCGCCUACCUCCGCACCCACACAUAGUGCAGUUGGUGGACACCUUCGAAGAAGGCGAAUGGUUUCUUUUGGUUCUGGAGUUGGUUGGCGGGGGCGACCUGUACACCGUUCUGACGAACCGAGAGCCACCCCGUCUACACGAGCGCGAGGCGGCUUUUGUUUUGGCACAGCUGGCCGAUGGGCUUGCCUUCCUUCAUGGACAGGGCGUGAUCCAUCGCGACAUGAAGCUGGAGAACGUUCUGGUUCAUGGAGAGCGGCGGGAGCGACCACUCACCCUCUACACCGUGAAAAUUACCGACUUCGGCCUUUCCAAGGCCAUUGGUGCGGGCUUCAGCGAGGCUCGAUCUACGGUCGGGACACGGCCGUACACUGCUCCCGAGGUUCUCAGGGAAGAUUCGCACGACUUCAGCUCAGACCUGUGGUGCUUGGGAGUGCUCGUUUUCGUGCUCCUCGCUGGGCAUUUUCCCUUUUCAAAAAUUCCUUUUAAGCAAGAGGACCUGCAGACGAUUGUUGAAAAACUGAAGAUCAGUGACACCUCCAAGUCUGUGGUGCUUGGCCUUCUGCAGCUCGAGCCUCGCCAGCGAACAGAUCUGGCAACUUUGAGCAGACACGAGUGGUUGUGCUACGAGGUAGAGUCUCCAGACGAGGCCGAGAAGGCGGACAAACCCAAGCGAACUCGCUCAGUGAGUGCAUCGCCUUCUAUGCGUCCCAUCACAACACCACCAGUGCAAGCGGCGCAGGCGACCCAAAGCCCACCUGUCAAAAAGCCAGCAGAGCCAGCAGAGCCACCAGCAGCUGAAGCUCCACCUGCAGAAGCGGUAGUGAAAGGUACGCCCGCGCCCUCUGAACGACCUGCAGAGCAAGGUCAAGGUCCCAUCAUUGUUCCUCCGCGGGUCGAUGUGCCCCAGAUUGUGCCAAAGCGCUCCAUCUCAAUGAUAACAACCGUUGAAGUUUCACCGCCAAGCACCCAAGCAGAUGUUAUGCAGUUACACAUGGUGGUUCCGGACCGUCUAGCUGGCACCAUCAUGAGCAAGAGCGGACCGCAGCUGAAGCAGAUCUCCGCAACUCUUGGCUGUCAAGUGCGCAUGAUCUCGCGCAAGACCGUGGGACAGCACCGCAUUAUUGGCGACCAUCGUAUUGUUAUGUUCGGCAACUACGGGCAGUGUGUCAUUGUACAGGAGUUAGUGCACGGACGUUUGAUGGAUGCCUUGCGUGCAGAGGGCAAGGAGCAGGGCAAGGAACCCACAACAGAGACAGCCGUGGUGCUCUUUGUGCGUGCAGAAGCUGCUGGUGUGAUCAUUGGCAAGCAGGGCUGGGUGCUGAAACAGAUUCGCAAGCAGUCGGAUGCAAAGAUCCAGUUGCUGCGUGAGGAAGUGCGAGGACAGCGCCCUUGCAUUAUUGAGGGCGAGAUGCAGAGCAUCAUCCGCGCGGAGAAGCAUGUGUUCGACUUGGUCGCAGCUGUUCAGGUGGUUCCACCGAACGCACCGACGCCCACAAGCGCAAAAAUGAGCCAAUCUUCACGAUUCUCCGGACCUCACCUGGCCCGAACACGCAUCAGUCCGGAACCCCUCACGGGUAAAGUUGUUUCCUGGAAGGGGCAAGUGGGCUGGAUAGAGCCCGAACAUGCUGUCAACCAUCCAAAGGCAUAUGCCCACAAGGGGCAGCUUUAUGUCCAUUCCAAAGACGUGCUUAAUGGGGAGGCAUUGUCCUCGGGAACACAGGUGCACUUCCAUCUUUACGAGGACAGAGCUGGUCUAGGCUCGCUGCUAGUGGGACGCACCGACUUAACUGGCAACGAUGCCGGAAGCUUGCGCAGCACCGAGGAAGAUGCAGAAUCUGGUCUGGCAGUUCAGUGCCUACAGGCAACGCAGCAUCGCCAGCGAUUGUCCUGGGGGCCUUGGCAAAGCUUGUUCUGCGUGGCGCUCAAGGGUACCAUGAACCCUUGGGAGCUUCAGAUCGGCUGCAGCGCUGAGGGCAGAGGCCUGGUUGAGACAACUGGAGUGUCUUCAUACAUUGAUGCUGUGGCUGAGGCCGGCUCUUUUGCUGCCGUUGCUGGUGAUGGGACCGAUAGCGAUGCUUACAGGGGUGGUCCUUGCAUCGGAUCGGGCAAGAUGCUUGGCUUCCUCAUUGCUCCAGCUUUCCGUUCAGCAGUGGACUACAGGCCAUCUCUGCGGCACCGCUCCGGCUUAAAGGAGCAGCCACGGGCACGAACCUCCUCUGCACAGUCCCAAUCCUCAGAUCUUGCUGACAGUCCCCUGCCAAAGAAGAAGAAAAAGGACAAGUCCAAGCGUGAGAUUGACAAGGAGGAAAAGGACAUCAAAGAUGGAGAGGUCAAGUUAGAGACAGUUGCUGGAGGCGGUAGCGGCCGCAGUGAGGAGCAGACGCCACCAUGGUCUGCAGAGGAGGCUGACACAAGCACCGUGGUUGAUGAGAUUUCCGAGGAGCCCGAGCGCUCGGGACAGGCGGCGGUUCAAGAGGGAGGCCACGAAGCUUGGCUAAGGCUAAGGAUGGAGAGAUCUGCCGGCGCUGGAUCAGAGGAAAGUGACCGAUGGACGCUUUUCGAGAUACUGCAGAUGCUGGCCGUCAAGGACAACCACAAGGAGGAAGUCUUGGACAGUGUUGGCCUGAGCGGCCAAAUCAAGCCGAACGACACGGUCUACCUGCGGGGACACACUGGACGCUGGAUGGCUGUCAAGGAUGGCACGCAAGUGCUUUGCAACGCUGCUGAUCGGGCACAAGCCGCAGCAUUUGUGAUUGAGUUCAAGGGCGCCGCCUUGAAGAACGAUUGUCGAGUGGGGUUGAAGCUUGACUCCGCAAACGGGCGCAGCCAGUGGCUUGCAGUUCUGCCUUCCGCCGAUGUGGGCUUGACACAGAAAGAUGGAGCCUCCGACAACUCCCUGCGCUUUGUUGCAAAAACCUCCACAUCUGCGCCGGUACUAUCUGGCACAUCUGUGCAUUUUCGAUCCAUGGCCACCGGCAAGAUGAUGGAAGUCGAUGGUGCAGACGUUCGCGCACGUAGCAAUGCGGAGGGCACCAGGCAAAGAAUUGCAGUGGAGAAACUCGCACCUGGCAUCUCCUUGCCUGAGCCCUGCCCUGACCUCGACCUGACCGUAGAGCAAAAAGCAUGGGUCUAUUUGCAGGCAGCCCAUUGCGCUUUGGUUGAUCGACAGAACCUCGCCCGCUUUCUCAGCAGUCCAAAGCCUCACUGCAAAGAGCUACUCAAGGCAUACACAAGACUGUGGGAGUCAGAAUGGCGUGUGGAAUGGCGCCAGACUUUGGAGAUCCCAGAGGAGAGUGCCGCCAGCUCGCCUGGUAGCAGACAGUCAUCCAGAAGCAAUUCGGUGGGGCAAGCAAACGCUUCCGAAUCUUCGCGCCCUCGAGCUCGAUCUCAGUCCCUUAGGAGGCGGAUGAGUAGUCGGACUGACUGGAUCUUGGGGAUGGUUGGCGGUGUUUCAUCCACAGCGGAUGACAAGAGCAACGGCAAUCUCUUUGUUUCAGCAAUGCGAUCCUUUUUUGCAAAUGCCAUCAAGAUGUCGCAGCUCGAGGCCGACCCGGUGCAACGAGUCAUAGAAGCUUUUGCAGAAGCGCUGGUUGCUGAUGCUGCGUUCCUUUCAUGCUUCGAGGCAUCGAUGCUGCCAGAGAAGGAGCGGCAGACCUAUCGUAAGCCGGAUGAAGUCCUCUUCGGCCUGGCCUACACAACGUUAAUGCUUAACACAGACAUGCACAACAAGCAAGUUGCAUCAAAGAUGUGGGACACAAAGAAGUUUGUCGGAGCCGGCAAGGGCUGCGGAGUGACUGGUGGCUUGAUGGGCCAAAUUUACAAGAAUGUGCAGAGUGAAGAGAUUUGA
This is a messenger RNA of Symbiodinium pilosum, 4176 nucleotides long. NCBI's taxonomy places the organism in Eukaryota, Dinophyceae, Suessiales, Symbiodiniaceae. The record is from the annotation of a GenBank genome assembly.